AUGGCAGAAGAAGACUUUGAAAUCGACAUCUACGGCGAUGCCAAUAGCGAACAGGCCCCGGGAGCUCAGGACGAAGGUGGACAGCAGUUACAGAGCCACUACAAUGGCGACGACAGCGGCCACGACAAUGGCCAGGGACACGGUCACGGCUAUGACGAUCAGAACAACCGGCAACACGACGACCAGCCACGACUACCAUCCGACAGCUCAGCACCAACAUCCUCAAACCUAUCCCAAGGUGUCAAGCGGAAAGAGGGCUCCGACGACAGACCGAUAGACCCCGGUGCUACGACAGCGAUUAUGGUGUCCGAGCUGAGCUGGUGGAUUACCGACGACGACCUUCGCGGCUGGAUUCGAGCAGUGCAAUGCGAGGAUAAGCUGAAGGACAUCACCUUCAGCGAGCACAAAGUGAAUGGCAAGAGCAAAGGGCAAGCAUAUAUUGAGUUCACAUCACAGCAAGCGGCGACGGCGUCCAAACACAAGAUAGAGUCCCUAGCCACGGGCGAAUACCAGCCAGGCCAGAAGAAGCACUCAGUCAUAUACUCGUCGCCGACAGCAAAUCCGUUCCGCACUCUUCCGAAGGAGGCACCCAGCCGUGGCGUACGGGACAUGCAAGUGCGGACUACGCCAGGUGGUGGAUAUCAGGACCGUUCUACGGGCAACUUUGGUGGCAACCAGGGUGGAAGCUAUGGUGGUGGCUACCGUGGUGGACGAGGUGGUGGGAUGUAUGGAAACCCGCGCGGCGGAGGCAUGGGCAACCCGAACUUCAACCGAAACUUCAGUAACGGCGGUGGUGGCAUGAACUCAUUCGGCAACAACGGCGGCAUGAACUUUGGCAACCCAAUGGGUGGCGGCUUCGGUGCCGGCGGAAAUGGUGGCGGGUUCCGAGGCGGUAUGGGAGGCGGCAUGCGCGGUGGUCCGGGCAUGCGUGGAGGCCGUGGCGGUCCGAUGAACGGCAUGAUGGGCGGCAUGGGACCGGUGAUGGGCCCUAUGGGCGGUAUGGGACCCAUGGGCGGCAUGCCAGGUCCUAUGGGCGGCAUGGGCGGCAUGGGAAUGGUGGGAGGUGCUAUGCCUGGCUUCCAGGGAAUGCACCCGAAUUUCACACCCAACUUCUUUGGCGGUGGUCAAGGAGGUGGCGGUCCCGGAGGGAACGAGUGGCAGAACCCACAUGGCGCGAAGCGGCCGCGACCAGACAUGGACAUGACCGACAGCAUGGACGGCUCGUCCUCCGCCUCCACGAUGAGCGUCUUCACCGUCUCCACCAGCACGCCUCUCUACUCCGCCAGCUGGACGCCCUCGUCCACGGGCACCUAUGCCGGCACCUGCAUCUUCCUCAUCGUCCUCGCCACCAUCUUCCGCCUUCUGCUCGCCAGCAAGGCCCGCGCCGAGACCCGCUGGCUGGACGCCGAGCUGAACCGCCGCUACGUGGUCGUCCCCGGGCGGCCGACCCUGUCGCAGCAGGUGUCGCAGGACUCGGACACCAAGCGCAUGGUCCUGUCGGAGAACGGCCUCGAGGAGGACGUCAUGGUGCUCCGGAAGCGGCACAGCCCCGGACGGCCAUGGCGGCUGUCUGUCGACCCAAUCCGGGCGCUGCUCGACACCGUCAUUGCCGGCGUCGGAUACCUCUUGAUGCUUGCUGUCAUGACCCUGAACGUCGGCUACUUCAUGUCCGUUCUUGGCGGCACCUUUCUCGGCAGCCUGCUGGUCGGCCGCUAUGUCCUUCUCUCGGAGCAUUAG
Messenger RNA from Grosmannia clavigera kw1407, 1737 nucleotides. Its product is annotated as rrm domain containing protein. The transcript has 5 exons. Gene Ontology annotation, molecular function: mRNA binding; copper ion transmembrane transporter activity. Bases 1 to 1737 code for a protein of 578 amino acids. Gene Ontology annotation, biological process: mRNA alternative polyadenylation; copper ion transmembrane transport. The record is from RefSeq and is a predicted model, not a curated record. Lineage: Eukaryota; Fungi; Ascomycota; Sordariomycetes; Ophiostomatales; Ophiostomataceae. Gene Ontology annotation, cellular component: mRNA cleavage and polyadenylation specificity factor complex; membrane.